CUAACUCAAGGGAGGAGAUAUGCUUGGAAGCCUAUGGAUACAAGGGAGUCAGGCGAUAGCUCACUUUUAAUUAGGCUACUUUUUUUCAAGGGCACCUAUCUGAAAGCAAACGUUUUAGCCUUUGAACCAUAUCAUCAUGUUCAGGUUGUUCCACUUCAUCUGCACUGUGGCCUGUGUCGCUGCUUCCAUGCAAAUAUAUGAAAUGUGCCCUGGAACAUCCUUCUAUAUACCACACUCACCUGAAUAUGAUCCCAAAACAUCAGAUUUAUACUUCACCCCACAGUCUGGUCCUUCAGCCAGGGUGAUGGUUCUUAACAAAACACAGCCAACAGAUUCUCAUUACAUGUUCAAGGAUGAGACACUGUUUAUUUUCGAACUGCGGGAGUCAGACACAGGAAUUUUCUCUUGGUCAAAUCACAAUAAAUUCCACACUAUCCUUAAACUUGUGAUUAAAGACUGUGCUGAACCAAAGGUGGUUGUCUUUGGAAACCAAUUGAAACUGAAUGUUCCCCCUGAGGCAGUAAUGCUACAGUUCGUUCGUGCAUCUGACCAGAGAAAAGCAACAAUAUGGCCUUCCUCCUUAUUCAAUGUUUCUAAGGGUUACAUUCAGGAAUCCUAUUGGUAUCAACAGAUUACCUAUGCUGACAGGGGAUUUUACACAUUCUGUAAAACGAAUUUGGCAGAGUUGUCAAAAAUACAGGUGAUCGUGACAGCUAAUGUACAGUAUCUCAAUUUGGAUGAGGAAGAUCACCUUGAAAUCUAUGUUCCAAUAGCUAAGGCUUCAGUGUCGGUGGAUUUUACCGCACUAGAAGGCAAGAAAUACACAGUAAUCAGCAACGGGUAUGCCACUGAAGAGGGAACCGACCACUUUCAUGGUCGGAUCAAGAUGACCAGCAGGUCAGGAGGAUCUGCCAUUACAGUGACCGACUUGCAGAGGAGUGACGCAGGCAGAUACCAGAUUUUUGACGGUCAAGGAAAUCUGCUUGCUGUGUGGCUUCUACGGCAAUACUCUGCCACCUCCUACUACGUGUAUUUGUUUGCACUGAUUCCUGUAGUGCUUGUUAUCCUGCUCAGUGUCUGUGUGAAGAAGUGCUGCUGUAAAAACACCAAAAGCAGCCCUACCUCUAACCCAGCAGCUGCCUCUUCUGAACCCAUGCCUUACAAUGCUGUUGAGAUUGAUGAACCUGCGCCAACCAACAGGACAGUGACACCCCAUCCUGUUGACACGGGUCCAGCGGAGGCAACGCCAUCAGCCCCUUCUGCUCCUUCAGCUCUUGGUUCUUCAUCCGAUCACCAGCCCCAGUACCAGCUGAAGGGAUUCGACAGCAGUGCAGGUGACUUCCUCACCACCUCCCCUCUCAGUAUGGACAACGCCGCUGCCAACGGCGAUACGUCUGUCUACUCAUCAAACAAGCUCACCUGGUGAUAUUGGGGGGGCCCUUGUCAACCCAACUUCAAGAGGAUUUCAUCCGACUGCUGUCUGUGUCAACUUGUGAAGGAAUAACCUACACUGGGCCUGUUUUCAGAGGAUGUACUUCAAAUGUUUUAUCACGUUCCGCUAACGUCCACAGGAGAUCGUUCAAGAUGGAUACGUAUUCUGUUCCCAAUGCAAUCACACCCAAAGAAUACUCUUUGUACAGUUCUCUCUAUAGUCAAAUAUUUUAUUUGGCAUAACCAGUAGUGGCAUUAUUUUCUACUAUCUUAACACUCAGAGUGGAUGGUAGUCUGUUCUGUCUAUUUCAGGGUUGAGUAGAAGCCACAUGCCUUAGUUCACUGGAGUGGCUGUCACCCUGUCUCUCUCCCCUGUGGUGUCAUUAUAGUGCUGUUCACAGUCUAAAAAUAUUGCCCUUGUUUAGAAGGAAUUCAGCCAUAUUCCUAAAAGCAUCUGAAGAGAAUUUCAGUGCAUCUCCCUCAGACAGGUGUGAAACCACUUCAUGGUAAUUGUUGCUAGAUUUCUCUCCGCUGCUCGAGGUAGAGGGUUCAGGAGGUCUUUGUUAUUUAGUAUUACACCUUGUGUCUGUUUUAUAUCCUUUUAAGGAUCAUAUUUCCAUACAGGUGAAAUUUGUGAUUUUAAUGUUAAUUUUAGACUUUAGGUCAUGGUAUGUUUUUCUUUGAAGAUAUGUUUUAUUUAGAGCGAACUUUUACAUUAGCCUGUUACAUUACACCAUGACAGCAGAGUUAGUUAAAACCAUUUGUUAAUUUGCUCAAGGGCACAACAGUGGAAGCAGGGAAUUGAACCCACAACGUUUCAGGCUACUGCAUACUACAGCUCCUAAGCCACUAUGCUGGCGCAACUUGUGACUUUGUGAAUACUAUUGUUAUUAUAGGAAUAUAACAUGGAGGGCAAGGGUAUUAAAGUCACUAUUAUUACAUUACAUUACAUUACAUUACAUUACA
Molecule: messenger RNA, 2397 nt
Organism: Alosa alosa (allis shad)
Lineage: Eukaryota; Metazoa; Chordata; Actinopteri; Clupeiformes; Clupeidae
Exons: 9
Coding region: 137-1426 (429 amino acids)
Source: RefSeq, a predicted model, not a curated record